UUGAUGACGUGUAUGAAGGGGUCCUUCGGACUUCCGGGUGUGUGUAAACAGCUCACAAACCAGCGUCGCCUCGCCUGAAAUAUGUCCAAAGUUACGUUUAAAAUUACACUGACGUCGGACCCCCGGCUCCCGUUCAAAGUACUGAGCGUCCCUGACAGCACACCAUUCACAGCAGUUCUGAAGUUUGCUGCUGAGGAGUUCAAAGUGCCCCCAGCCACCAGCGCCAUCAUCACUAAUGACGGAAUAGGAAUCAACCCCGCACAAACGGCAGGGAACGUGUUCCUCAAACACGGCUCGGAGCUGCGCCUCAUUCCCAGAGACCGAGUGGGAGGGCGAGGAGACGGACGCCGCUGGUCUGCGGCGAGAAGACAAUGACUCAGCCCCGCGUCCUAUUUAUGUACUCGGCCGUGCACAGUAAGCGCGCAGACGUACGCUAACAUGGCUCGCUGCACGCUUCAGUCUGUAAGUGGAAGUAACAAAUAUGUCUUUUUGUUUUUUUAAUCUUUGUAAAUGACAAUAAAAACAACACUCAUGGCACGCAA
This is a messenger RNA of Nerophis lumbriciformis (worm pipefish), 542 nucleotides long. It is a transcript of the gene ufm1, whose product is annotated as ubiquitin-fold modifier 1. Lineage: Eukaryota; Metazoa; Chordata; Actinopteri; Syngnathiformes; Syngnathidae. The record is from RefSeq and is a predicted model, not a curated record. Gene Ontology annotation, biological process: protein K69-linked ufmylation. Gene Ontology annotation, cellular component: nucleus; cytoplasm.